CACCCGCCUUCCCCCCGCGGCCCCGAGCAAGGCGGCAGCGCGCCCCGCCGGCCCCGCGCGAGCGGAGGGAAGGGUGCGGAGCUGGCGGUGCCAGGACAUAAACGGGUUCUGAUGCAAGGAAAGGAUGAAAUUUGGUUGCCUCUCCUUCCGACAGCCCUACGCAGGAUUAGUGCUAAACAAAGUCAAGACAGUAGAGACUCGCUGGCGGCCUGUGUUAGCAGAGUACAAGAACUGCACCCUUGCUGUUCAUAUAGCUGUUAAGGACUGGCAAGAUGAAACAUGGAGAGCAAUUCUUUUGGACAGGUUUGGUAUGACACCAAAACAAGUGCAAGAUUUGUUGGAUAAAGGGGAAAAAUUUGGCAGAGGAGUUAUUGCAGGAUUAAUUGACAUUGGAGAGACAUCACUAUGUCCAGAAAACUUGCCUCCUGAAAAGGUGCUGGAGCUGGAAAACAAAGCUGUCCUCAGUCAUCUAGAACAGAAAUACUUGACUGUUGUUUCGAAUCCAAGAUGGCUCCUGGAACCGAUUCCCGCCCGAGGGGAAAAAGGUGUGUGGCAGGUGGACGUCCCCGAAGAACUGAUCCCUGCAGGAGCAUAGGCGUUGCCCCUCACUUCUUUUUCCUGCCUGAAUGCACGCUUGGAAUUCACAAGUCAGCAUCUUGAAUACCAGCGAGUUGUUGAGGAUUCCCUUGCAAAACGAGUUGUUUGAAACAACAAAUACCUUUGAAGAACUGCUCUUUUGAGGCAAAAUAAACACAAUGUAAUUUUUGGGACCAUGACUGGAAAUUAUUAAUGGUUUACGAGAUUUUUCCUAUAUAAAUAAGGAAAUGCGAUUUUUUAAAAGAUAUGGUUGAUGUAUUGUGGGCCAGUUUAAAACGGGAGUAAAUCCAACCAUGUUAUAUGAUACAUGCCUCUGAUUAGAGGAAGAAGAAAGCGUUUGUAGGGCCCUUCAGAAAAAUUGUGCUUGAAAGCAGGUUGCCAUCAUUAAUGUGACAUCUGUCUCACAGCCCACUCCUAACCUUACAUUGGUGGGAUCAUUGAGAAAGCAAGCAUCUGAGAUAAGGCCGGUCCUAGGGACUUCUCAAACAGAGGCGGAGGUUUGCUGGACGAGGUUGCUGUGCGUGGUGUGUGUUAUGCGCUCUAAAUGCAGAGCUUCCAGCAAGGACCAGAUUUUCCUCACUCGCAGGUUAGGUACACCAGAUGUGCACAUGAUGGGGGGAGCAGCCUGCAGCAUACGGCUCUGUGACCUGGCAGCCUGUGGAGAAAGGUGCUUGUACAAAAUUAAAUGAAGCGAGUAUUACAGUAUUUCUUUCUCUCGUUUAAGGUGAAAAGUAUCAGUAAGCUUUGCAAAAUGUGAUCUUGAAUUAAAGACGAGUGUGAAGAGUAACAAGUAGAAGUCACUACUUUUGGCACUGGCAGAGUUUUUCCAAAAUUCACCCUUCUGCAUGACAACGAAAAUCCUUUUGACUUUCUGGAGCAAGGCACAAGGCCAGGCAUAGGCAAGGCUAUAAAAACAGGACAGGACAAGUGGCAGAGGCUU
Gymnogyps californianus (California condor) is the source of this 1537-nucleotide messenger RNA. RefSeq names its product protein EOLA1-like. Bases 125 to 595 code for a protein of 156 amino acids. The record is from RefSeq and is a predicted model, not a curated record. NCBI's taxonomy places the organism in Eukaryota, Metazoa, Chordata, Aves, Accipitriformes, Cathartidae. The transcript is spliced from 3 exons.